Sycon ciliatum is the source of this 4441-nucleotide messenger RNA. Its product is annotated as son of sevenless homolog 1-like. The record is from RefSeq and is a predicted model, not a curated record. Gene Ontology annotation, cellular component: plasma membrane. Gene Ontology annotation, molecular function: guanyl-nucleotide exchange factor activity; protein heterodimerization activity. The coding region runs from base 208 to 3759 and encodes 1183 amino acids. The transcript has 33 exons. NCBI's taxonomy places the organism in Eukaryota, Metazoa, Porifera, Calcarea, Leucosolenida, Sycettidae. Gene Ontology annotation, biological process: positive regulation of GTPase activity; Ras protein signal transduction.
GUCGUACAGUGGUCAGUCGGGAUAUGGCCGUAGGCCAGGGAAAGUGGAGGUAAACCGUAAAGUCGUAGAUCUAUCGAUAAAGCCAAACUGGCGAAACCAACAAGAUCAGGAAUGAUUGUCGGUAGUGGUGAAGGACUGAAGAUUGACUGAUGGGUGUGUCGUCGACGACCAAAGAGGAGUGAUGUUUAGUGUGAGCUUGUGUGCACAAUGACCACGACUGGAGCUAGUGGGACCUAUCAUCAGUUCCUGAGUGACGAGAAUGCUCCGAAAUGGCGUGGCAUGUUCACAGAUGCCAUACACAGGGUGGCACGGGAAGUUCAGCCCUCGCUGCUGGUCGACCAGGAUGCUGUUCGAUUUGUGGAGGAACUCCUCUACAAAAUUCUGGCCAUACUUUGUGCAAUGAAGCCUCGAACAGUUCAAGAUGUGGAAGAUUACGUCACAAGAACUUUUGAUCCUCAAGUUGGAAGAUGGGCCAACAAGGAGGCCAGGGAGGGAAUGGAUAGCUACGUGGCCUCCAAGCAGCGUGGCAGAGGUUCUCAUGGACACUCCAAGCCUCUGAAUAUGCCCGUGGAUCGUGUACAUCCACCGCUAUGCAGGGAUGUCCUGGGAUAUCGCACUAUGGAGCCAACAGUUACCUGCUACAUGCUUGGUAUCGUGGAGUACAUGGGAGCUGAUAUUUUGAAGCUUGCUGGAAACUAUGUGCGCAAUUCACGGCAGGCAGCUGUUAUCUCUUCUGAGGCCGUCAGAGUUGCUAUGAAUGCUGACAAGGUUUUACUGGAUUUCUUUGACCAAGAUCCCCAGCCGCUCCGUAUCGAAGAGAAAUGGACCGACCGGGCGCACAUGUCAUAUGAUGAACUGGUCAAGGACGUACUUGCUGACGAAGCCCAGUACACGCGUGAUCUGGCUUUGAUCAUUAAGGUCUUCCAAAAGUUUCUUGAGGAUUGCUGCGAUGCCGUUGCAAAGGAUGAGAAACAAGAGAUCAUUGACGACAUCUUUGAGAAUGUGCAGGCGGUCGAGAACAUGGCCACACAGCUUCUUGGCAGCAUUGAGGACAUGUUGGAAAUGUUUGGCGAGAGUGGAGACUCGGAGGAGAGCAGUAAAGUGCCGCUCAUUGGAGCCUGCUUUGAGGAGCCAGCGUUGGACUGGGAGUUCAGUGUGUAUGAAUCGUACGCUGAAGGUUACCGCACUGCGCAAGACCGGCUUGAGGAGUUUUUGGCCAGGCCUGAGGUUGCUACAUAUGUAAAGAACUCUGCCAACACGGUUUGCACUAAUUUCAAGGAGGCAGUGUACUAUGUGCUGCCCAAGCUUCUUCUUGAGCCCAUUCUGCACUGCUUCCAGUAUUUUGAUUUGACACAGUACUUUUUCAAGACAUCGCCAGAUGUCGGCGACCGCACCUGUUUCAGUGAGGCUCAUACAGCUCUCAUAGCGCUGAAGAGCAACAUGGACAAGCUGUGCCGCGACAUUUUACCGAAACCUGGCCAUGAGCAAGUGAUUGGUUAUCGGCGGCGAGGGCCACGCGCCAGCAUAGAACAGUUGAAUGAACUUCAGCGGUCCAUUGAGCCUUGGGAUGAUACCGAUAUUGCUGCCAUGUGCUCAGAAAUACUGCAUGAGGGAGAUCUCAACGUACAUCGUGGCAAAGGUUUUGGCAAAACAUCCACCGAGCGUCACAUUUUCGUCUUGGACUCGCUUCUCAUCUUUUGCAAGGCGAAUGCCGGCCGAAAGAUUGAGUUUCGGCUGAAGGAGAAGUUCAACGUGAGAAGAAUGGAAUUGAACGACCUCGAAGACUGUGAAGAGUAUCGAAAUGCAUUUGAAGUCGUCGAAAACCAGAAGCGGCUCAUCCUGGUGGCCAAGACUGAAAAUGACAAGAGAGAAUGGAUGGCCCUGCUGACGGGCUUGACAACGAAAGGGACAUUUGAUCGGCUACUGGACUCUGCGAUACGUGAUGAGCAGCGGCGUAUUCCACUUCGCCUGCCCGACCCAGUCGUGUACAAGUUUGCUGAAGAGGACGUAGAAGGUGUGAAUAUUAUGUUUGAGGAGGGAGCUACCAGUAGCACUGGUGUUCCGCUUGUCAAGGGAGGAACGUUACAUAAACUAGUUGAGCGCUUGACCUAUCACAGAUUUGCUGAUCCCGGCUUUGUGCGAAUCUUCCUGACAACGUACCGGUCGUUCUGUGACCCACCCAAGUUCCUGAGCCUGCUGGUUGAAAGGUUCCGGAUACCUGACCCACCGACCACCAAGGAGGAGGAAGAAGUCUUCAUGGCCGGUGGUAAGUCUCGGCCAUGGAUGAAGCGCUUCCGCACGGAAUACGUGCAGCCCGUCCAGCUCCGAAUCAUGAAUGUACUGCGCCACUGGGUGGAACACCACUUGUAUGAUUUCGACGCUGACAUGUCAGCAACUCUUCGUGAGUUUCUCAAGGAGCUUCAUGGCAAGCAGCGGAUGCGCAAGUGGUCCGAGUCGGUCGAGCGACUUCUGGAAAGAGGAGGCAUGUCCGUGCAGCAACCGCAUGUGUUUGAUGUAGAUCCUGCCCCUCUCGAGUAUCACAUAGCUCGGGAACCUGGUGAUCUGAACAUCUACACAACUCAUCCUAUUGAAAUUGCUAGGCAGUUGACUCUCAUCGAGUCCGAGAUGUAUCGUGCUGUUCGGCCUUCUGAACUCGUCGGAAGCAAAUGGACGAGUGAAGACAAGGAGACGUUGUCGCCAAACGUGCUGCGCUUCAUCCGUCACUCCACAAAUAUCACAUCCUGGGUGAAUUGUACAAUUGUGGAGUCGGAAAACUUGGAAGAGCGGCGCGUGGCUGCGCAACGUUUCAUUGACAUUAUGGCCACACUGAUGGAACUGAACAAUUUCAACGGCAUGAUUGAGAUCCUUUCAGCCCUGAAUAGUUCUGCAGUGCAUCGACUGGAUCACACAUUCAUGGAGCUUCCCCGUCGGCUAGAGCAGGCCAAGGCCAGCGCCAAUGAGCUUGCUGCUAAUCACAUGAAAAAGUACAAGGAAAAGCUCAAGGCCAUCAACCCGCCGUGUGUGCCAUUUAUGGGUGACUAUUUGACUCAAAUUCUGUUCAUUGAGCAAGGUCUGAAAGAUAUGAUUCCCAACUCGGAGUGUAUCAACUUCAGUAAACGGCGGAAAGUGGCGGAAGUAACAGGUGAAAUCCAACAGUACCAGAAUCAACCGUACAACCUCAUCAUCGAGCCUGUUAUUCAGGCCUUCCUGCUGUCACAAGAUCCACUGAAAUGUGUUGACGGUGAUUCACACAUUCUUGCGACGAAGCUACACAAGGCGUCACUUGAAAUUGAGCCAAGGCAGCAGCCACCAGCAAAAUUUCCGCGUAAUCCUGCUAUCAAGGACAGCUGGUUGAGAGAUAAGCCGCGGAUUAGCUCACGAGGCCCGUCACGUCCAACUCCCAAGCCAAGUAUUUCCGGUUCGAGUAGCAGUGACAUCCGUCGCCUGUCCACACUCACCACCGCGUCCUCUAGUAACGAUGACCGAGAUCAACCGCCGCCAGUGCAGCGCAACGAACGGCCUCCGCUGACGCCAACUAGUCUUCAACAGCCGGCCCCUGUUCUGCCGCCGAAAACUUCAUCUGGCCCUACCCUGCCCCCUCGCCCGGGACAAUCAGGUGGCGGAGUACCACCACCUGCUUCUCGACCAAAGGACUCUUCGUCGCCUUUGCCAUCUGGUGAUGCAGCUGGUCCUCCCGUACUACCCUCUCGAGACUACUGCAGAAAAGUACCUCAGCUACCUCCUAAAACACACAGGUAACCAGCGGUAACGGGUAACAUGUAACAUUAUUGUAUUGUUUUUAUUGAUUCCUGCCUGUGCGCAGCCGCAGCGGCAGAAGCAGCAGCGGCAGCAGGACUUUGCUAGAAAGACGUGUAUAUUGACUUGUCUUUUGCCUAUAGUUGUCUUUCGUUCUCCUCCUCCUCCUCCUCCUGUGUCCAGUAAUUUUAUCUUUCGUACAGACUAUAGUCCUUUACUUUUCCGUUGUUCUAAUGUGUUGCAUUUGAGUAUUUGUAUUUUCCCACAUCCGAUCAUAUCACUCCUAGGAUAAUUGAAAUGGUUACUCGCCUCUAAUGUGCCCUCUGUUGUGGGCGUCGAGUUCUAUUUCAUGUUCUUUCAAUUUCGCCUUUUUUCUUGUUUUCUUUUGCCAUUGUAGAAGGUAUGCAAUAGUAUCACUACUAGUGAAGGUUAAGUUCAUGACAUUUUUUAACCAACUCAUGUUCAACUCUUUAUUCAGCAGUAUGAAGUUUGUGCCAUACCACAGUAUUCACCCCUUUGUAGUCAGUUAUAUAAAUCUGGCUGCUAUGCUGCUCUCUGCUCUUCUUUUUUUUGCUCUCUCUCCAUUUUUCUUGUUUUCUUUUUAAAUUGUAUGAUUGUCUUCACUAGCUAUGUGGAUGACAAAUACUGAAAUAGUGAGUCUGUUUGACAGUUGUUGAACGUAUUA